Messenger RNA from Eimeria necatrix, 2901 nucleotides. RefSeq names its product tola protein., putative. Bases 1 to 2901 code for a protein of 966 amino acids. The record is from RefSeq and is a predicted model, not a curated record. NCBI's taxonomy places the organism in Eukaryota, Apicomplexa, Conoidasida, Eucoccidiorida, Eimeriidae. The transcript has 6 exons.
AUGGCUGCUCGACAACCGGCCUCGUCGGCCUCAAAAGGCCCCUCCCAACUGCUGCUGUCAUCGGAUAGCUCCUCCAGUGAUGACCUAACUUCAGCUGUAGCAGUUCCGAAAGGACCAUUAGCAACUCCAGCAAGGCGAGGACCGCCGCCACCUCCCUCAAAGGGAACCAGUCAUGCGCCACCUCCUGCGAAAGACGGUUCAGCGAAGGCUCCAAAGAAGCCUGCAAAGAAGUCUCCACCAUCUCCCACUGUGGACCUUUUGGGUUCUUUGUAUGUCCCUGGAAGCCCACAGAACCAGUCCAGAGGUCCUGCAGAUGCAGCUUUAAUGGUAGAGGAUCCACUAUUGUCCAUCGACUCCCCUUCACAGGCAGUGAAGCGGAUUAGGAGCGCAGUCAUUGCCAGACCUCCUAAUGCCGCUGUUCGGAAGGAUAGCGAUGCCAAAAGUGUGCCUACGGAUGUCCAGAGAGAGAUGUACCAACCGCUCUCGCGAGCGCCCUCCAAGCAAACAGCGGCCAAGCCAUCAGAGCAUCCAAUCGCUCGUAAGCCCACAGCAGGAUUGCCCAUCAAAACCAGGGGAAGUGUCGUGGGCCGUGAAAAGACAGAACGCACCGAGCCAUCUCAAGCUGAGAAGAAGGCCACACCAUCUGCAGCAGCUCGCGGGGGAUUGCAAGAUACCUCGGCAGUAGUUUUGCAAGCGUCGGCAUCUGGAGACGCGUGGACUGCGGUGGCUCGCAAAAAUUCCUUGGCGAAAUCAAAACAUUCGGGCAAAGAAGCGUCUUCUCAUGUUCGGACUCAAGCUAACGCGGCAGAAAGACGGCCUCCCGCAGCAGGUUCUACAGCGCCUCCGAAGUCUGCCAUUCUUACCAAGCAGCAGCCGAAACUGCCUUCGGGAAGAGGGGAAACGGAACCUGGCCAGGAUGCGACGGCAUGGUCAGAUAUGACGUUCGACAGCUUCGCGGGGGUUGGUGAGGCCGUCCAGAAUACCCCGCGGAAGGCUCCUCAGAAGGCCUUGCCUGCAGGAGGCUCAGAUACGCCCUUCUCGUCUAGCUCUACACCGAAAGUAGACUCAAGCGUUAUGCGCGACCUUGAAGACCGUCUUGCAAAGUCAAGGCGGCGCAUUAGCGAACUCGAGGCACAACUAGCUGACAACAGCAAACGGCAUGAAGAAGAUGUCGAAAGGAUACGGCUCCAGCUCAGAUCAAAGCUUGCCGAAGAGGUACGAAAGGUUAGGUCGGACCGAGAAGCAGAUAUAGAGAAACUUAAGAAGGAGGAGGAGGAAAAACGAGAGGAAAUUCGAAAGCAAGCCCUGGCCCGGCAGAGCAGUAUGAAGAUGCGGUGCGAUGCUUCCGUUCGCGAGCUCAGGGAAAAAGUAGGGUCUUUGGAGCAGCAGCUAAAGGCAAAGACAGAGGAGUUCGAAAAGGAAAAGGCCACUCUCAUGAAAUCCUUUGAAGACAAGCGGAAGAAUGACCUUCAGGCACAGGAAAAUGAGGCAAAAACGCACCAGAGGGAAUUGAAGACCAAAGAGUCAGAGCUGCUAGAGCAGCAGGGCAGGGUGCAGGCUCUUACUGCAAGCAUGCAGACUCUCACAACUUCUCUCGCCCAGAUGAAGGAACUAAAUGAUAUAUCGAGGACGGCUACGCAGGCGCUGGAAGAAAAAGCAAAGACUCAAGCUGCCUUCAUCAACACGCUCAUGAAAAGGGAAGAAAACCUCCGCGCCCAGGCAGCGAAGCUAAUGCCAAUUAAAGAGGCAAAGAGGCUGGCUUUCCGGGCAUUGCUUAAAGGAAGAGCAGUGGAGAUGAUAUCGCGGGCCUGCAUGCCGACAGAUACAAGCCUUUGGAAUAUGGCAUGGGCUUUUCAGCAGUUAGUAGAUCUCAUUGGUGGCGCACGCGGGGCCAAAGAGAAAAGACAAGAUGCUAUUGAGUCUAGACUGAUGCAGUUCCGUAAAGAACAGAUGUUCUUAAUGGCUGAAAAUGAAAGGCUUAUGGCAAAGGUUGCGGAGCUGCAGCAAGAGGGUGUCAAUCAAAGACAGAGUAGGGCGGCAUUAAUGGAGCAGGCCCUCAUAGGAGAAGCUCCUAGCAUUCCAGGCUAUGCAUUUGGCAACAUUCACGGGAAACUAGGUCACGAGCCCAGCGUUAUGUGGCUGGUAUGGUCUGUCCAGCAUCUGGUGAACAAAAGGAUGCUGUGGGCAUUCUUAAGGCUGCAGAAGGUGACAACUGAAGCGGAAUCGAAUGCUACAAUAGAUAAACUGCAGAAGAAGUUCAAUGAGUUGCGCGUAUCUGCGUACAAGGACAUGGCGGCACGGAUCGGAGUAUACAGAAUUGCCUCGUUCAUUAGGUGUAUGCGACUACGCACAUUGUUCGUCGCUAUAUUCAGCCUUGAACGAAAUGCAACUCUAAGCUCACGGGAGGAUGCCAUAAAGCACAGAGAGCAAAACAGAGUCUUUCAGGAGCCGUUCCUGAGAGAAACAGCGGCAACAGAAGUCCCCUUUCCACGGACAUCGUACGCGUGUGGAGAACUUGGCCGCGUGGACCUCAAUGUGCCCCUGGCACACCAGCCACACUACUACAGUUACUUGCCUUCCGCCCGCAAUCACGCAAGAGGACGCAACUUGUUUGUCCCAGUGGUCGAGCCGAGGCCACCAGUACAAGGCUAUAUGCCACACCCUGGCUAUUCAAACACCCAACUGUCGCUCGGGGUACCACCAUUCGUCUCGAAAGGCCGACGAGCAGGCAGCAGCCCAGGGAUGCCAAGUGUAUUCCCCUCAGGGCCGUACGACGCAACACAACCAGUAGAUGAGCGCGGAGCAGUCUUUCGUAUGAGAGGAGCACAACAUGACCUAAGGAGGAUCAUGAUGGACAGUGCUCCUGACAAGGUCGGGGCGCGCGUUGUCGGGAGGAAGUGA